Paramacrobiotus metropolitanus is the source of this 1713-nucleotide messenger RNA. RefSeq lists its product as uncharacterized. The record is from RefSeq and is a predicted model, not a curated record. NCBI's taxonomy places the organism in Eukaryota, Metazoa, Tardigrada, Eutardigrada, Parachela, Macrobiotidae. The transcript has 2 exons. The coding region runs from base 284 to 1156 and encodes 290 amino acids.
UUCAUUCGUUGGACUUUAUAGGGGCUACGCUGUAUACUUAUGCAACAACAACCAAAAGAACCUUGAAUUGCGAGAUGAGAUCGCUUCAAGCGGCGAUGCUGAUAUUAAAUUUUAAGUGCUUACUGUCAGUAUACAAGCACUGUAGCUGUCUCUUGCAAAUUAAGUCGUGCCAAAUUACCAGAGCAAUUUUUGAUUCUGAAAUCUUAUAAAAAUAUAAUUAGUCAGUUUUACCUUAAGAGGCACCUUGUUCAGCCACCGCAAUUAUCCGCUGGAUCGAUCUACGAUGUCGGCGUGUAGAAAAAGGGCGAUGGCGAAAGUGUUCGUGUGUUCAGCACGCAGCUGGUGUUUGCUGCUGCAACUACAAUUCUGUGCGGUGCUUGCGGCAUCACCUCAAAGAGUGCCAUCAGUCAACAGUAGUGACUCAAUACACCGAAAGGCAGGCCGAAGCCACCCUGACCUGAACGACAUAUUCGCGGAGGCGAUGCUGAACAGCCGCCAAGAGGACCGAAUCAUUUUGCCGCAACUAGCUCCGAGCCAAGACGUGAUGGACAGUCUGGUGUACCGGCCGCGACUUGGAGAAGAUGCGAUUUUCCGGUGCAUUGUGCCAGCCGACAUUGACUGGCGCGAAGUGGUCUGGUUGCAUCAGGACCGUCCGGUUUUUCAAGCAGGACGGCCACUGCUGCUGGAGGACACCACGGGGCAGGCCUACAACUUCAGCCGAGAGAACCGCACCCUCAUCCUCCAGAUUUACAACGUUACUAUGGGUUCUGGAGGAUCCGUGCAAUGCGUCGUCGCACCACCCGCUCGUGCCGACUCGCCCCGCCGCGUCCUGCAGCGCUACAUGCUGCUGCCGCUAAUUACGCAUCACCGCGACGUCUUCUUCUACGAGGAGCACGAUACUUCCUUCGUGAAUGCCGCCGUGGGCGACCGCGUUACACUUGGGUGUACUAUCCGCCUUCCCCUACCGCCAGGAAUUUACAAUAAUCUGCACAACCACCUGAUCUGGCGCCAGAAUGGCCGCAUCAUCAUCGGGCCCCAGGAUGCGCCGUACGGGUCUCUGAUGCCCAGCACGAGACCCAUCCACAGUACACUGCACACGCCCCCUCCCAACCGCCCCGGCCAGCUGGCCAGUUGUAUCUUCAACUCUCGCAGUUAAAUUGAACGAUACGGAAGAUGUGCAGUGCUUGUUCCGUCCGCAUCAGGGUCUUCACGAGUGGAUUAUCUACACGAGGACGAUGUGGGUUUUUUCCCAACACUGACAUCUUGUAGCGAUACUGAAAGCGAUGCCGAUCGACGACAGACACUAUGCCUUUACUUUAAAUACUACCGCCGCGAGGAGCAAGACGAGUUUUUAUUACAAGGUUUCGGGUUAACGCAUUAUGAUAUGUACCCAACCGUGGCGGCUGCGGGUAAACGCCUCGGUGGUCUUCCAGUGGCAUAAAGCACGAAAGCACGGCAGCCGGCUGCUGUCCAUCGGUGGCGGUGCUGUAAUGCGGUAUCUAGUAAUUCGGUAUGACAAGUUGUCGAAGCGUUUCGAUAGCUUGAUAUGUAUGCCAGUUGAAAGGAAAAUGUUUUGGAAUUGUUACAAAGAUUAUUUCUGCUGACACUUUCACAUUGUACUCUGUUCUCUUAAGUCGUACGUUGAUCCACUUCUACUCUAACGUACUUCAUCUACUUUUAGUUUUCUUAUCGUGCAAUUCCUGUAGGAGCAUA